Manihot esculenta (cassava) is the source of this 2025-nucleotide messenger RNA. Its product is annotated as U-box domain-containing protein 31. The coding region runs from base 506 to 1867 and encodes 453 amino acids. Lineage: Eukaryota; Viridiplantae; Streptophyta; Magnoliopsida; Malpighiales; Euphorbiaceae. The record is from RefSeq and is a predicted model, not a curated record. The transcript has a single exon. Gene Ontology annotation, biological process: protein ubiquitination. Gene Ontology annotation, molecular function: ubiquitin protein ligase activity.
CUAAAGCGAAAUUUUCAAAGAAUUAUUCUUUUGGGGCUUCCAUUGCGUUGCCCUACCUCAAAAGAAAACAGCCAUAGAGAAAAAAAAAAAAAAAAAAAAAAAGAAAGAAAGAAGAUUUAUCAUCUUCCAAUCUUUUCUGUGUCUACAACUAGGUAUGGUUAUAGUUUAUCAGUUUAAGCCAUUCCUUUCAUAUCUUUUUCUAAUUUCCCUUUUCAUACUUGUUUCAUCAUGUGCAUUGUUUGUUAAAUUUUAGCUGAAGAGGGAUUGCUCAUUUGUGAGUGAUUAUUGUCCUUUUGUCGCCAUUGAUUGUUCUUUCUUUCUUCAUUUCCUUGCUUCUUUUUUGGUUUCCUGAUCUGGGUUGAUGAUUCCUCCUUUUUGGUCUUGUUGAGAAAUCGGUAAUUUGCUUGUAAGAGUGAGAAAGAGGUGAGCUUUGUUGUUGCAGCAGAAGGUAGCUUUUCUAUCUUAGGGUCUUUUUAUUUUUGGAUUUGAUUUUGAGUAUUCCAAAAUGCCCAUGUAUUUGCCUAAUAGUUAUGGGAGAGAAGGAAACUUUAAGCUAGAUGUUGUGGCUAGUGGUGGGCAAGUGCUAGAUCUAGAAACCGCCGUUAAAGAUGGCAUUUUAGGUGGUAGUGGUGGUGGUGGGUUGAUUUCCACAGCCGGCGCCGAGAAAUUGGAUCUUAAGGUGAUGAUUGAAGAGCUUGAAUCGGUAGAAGUGCCGUCCGUGUUUAUAUGUCCGAUCUCAUUGUACCCAAUGCAAGACCCAGUCACGCUCUGCACUGGCCAGACAUAUGAGAGAUCCAACAUCCUUAAAUGGUUCUCCCUUGGCCACUAUACUUGCCCUACGACAAUGCAAGAGCUCUGGGACGAUACGGUAACGCCAAACAGGACUCUCCAGCAGCUGAUUUAUAGCUGGUUCUCCCAGAAGUAUUUGGCUAUGAAGAAGAGAUCCGAGGACGUGCAAGGGAGGGCCAUUGAGCUCUUGGAAUCUCUAAAAAAGGUUAAGGGUCAGGCUAGAGUUCAAGCUCUAAAAGAGCUUAGGCACGUUGUCACUGCUCAUGCCACGGCGAAGAAGACAGUGCUAGACAACGGGGGAGUUGCCUUGGUUUCCAACUUAUUGGGUCCUUUCACCACUCAUGCUGUGGGGUCGGAGGCAAUUGGUAUUCUUGUGAAUCUGGAUCUUGAUUUCGCAUCCAAAUCAAAUUUGAUGCAACCUGCAAAAGUUUCUUUAAUGGUAGAUAUACUAAAUGAAGGUUCGAUUGAGACCAAGAUUAAUUGUACGAGAUUGAUUGAAAUGUUGAUAGAAGGAAAAGAUUUCGAGUCAGAGAAUAUGUCAAGCUUGAGUCUUGUGGUUGGGUUGUUGAGGUUAGUGAAAGAUAAGAGACACACAAAUGGGGUAUUGGCUGGACUUGGUUUGUUAAAGACUCUUUGUUCACAUGAACCCCUUAGAAACUCAAUUGUGAGCGUGGGGGCAGUUCCUCAAUUAGUGGAGCUAUUGCCCAGUUUGAAUAAUGAAUGUCUGGAGUUAGCACUUCAUAUUCUGGAGGUUCUAUCGACAAUUCCAGAGGGAAGCAAUGCUUUAAAGGAUUGCAGUUGCACAAUACCGAAUGUGGUGAAGUUGUUGAUGAAAGUUUCAGAGAGUUGUACUCAGCUUGCUUUAUCGAUAUUGUGGGCAGUCUGCAAGCUUGCACCAGAAGAAUGCUCUGCACUUGCUGUGGAAGCUGGUUUGGCAGCGAAGCUGCUUCUGGUAAUACAGAGUGGUUGUAAUCCAGUGCUGAAGCAGAGAUCAGCCGAGCUCUUGAAAUUGUGUAGUCUAAAUUACUCAUCUUCUAUCUUCAUUUCCAAGUGUAAGCUUACUAGAACAAUACAAUGAAGAAGAAUGCCAGCUUUGUUGAUAUAUGCCAUGUCUUUUUUUUUUUUUCCUGUUGUCCAAAGAGACAAAGGGACUGGAGCUUAUGGGACGGAAUCAAUUGGGGUUUCUAAGGUACCCCUUUUCUGUUCCUUCGUGUAUAUGAAAGAUCUUUUGGUGCA